AUUGUCUCAGAAGUACGAAGGAACAGGAGGGCUGAGUGAACAACAGGGAGCACACAUACCCGCCACUGAGUAAGAAAAUGUCAUCCUACACACAGAUCCUAGUGGCGCAAUUAUUGCUGGCCGGUUUAUUAGUAGCCGUGGUGUCGGGACAAAAUUUCCAUUACAGUAAUGGCUGGCAACCAGGCAAACGAGCGCCUAUGAUGACCUCUGGUACACAAUUGUGCAGCUUCAGACCUCAUAUAAAAGCCUUACUCCUUUGGAUUAUUGAAGAUGAAGUUAAAAGGAUUAAAUCUUGCGGUAGCUCGGGAUAUGAUGACAUCAUCAACCUUUUACAAUCAAAGCAAAGCGGACUCCCCUUGUCAUCUGGCAUGCCAAGUGACUCACAGUAAAAAGAUGGAUGGUUGAACUGAACAAAACAUAAAAACGGCCCAGUCGACUUACAAGCGCACAAUACUGUUUAAAAAGACAACAUCUUAAGAUGCCAAUUUUCUCAAAAGGACAAAAAAAGUGGAUAAGCUGUGCUGUUCGAGUCAGGAGCAAGAGUUAGACAUGUUUAAACUUAGAGAAAUGUUGUUUCUAAAGCAUUCUCGGGAAAAUAUACGCACAAACUGACGACAUAACAACUGUCUGCAACGGCCGAGAAAUAUAACAUCGAAGACUGAUCAAUCUGUUCCAAUCUUUAACAAACGCUUGUAUGUUAUAACGACAGAUCUAAAACAUAUGUCAACGUGUCUUAUAUGCAUUCCUAAACUAAUAAAAAUAGAUUGA
Messenger RNA from Mizuhopecten yessoensis (Yesso scallop), 768 nucleotides. Its product is annotated as prepro-gonadotropin-releasing hormone-like protein. Lineage: Eukaryota; Metazoa; Mollusca; Bivalvia; Pectinida; Pectinidae. The transcript is spliced from 4 exons. The record is from RefSeq and is a predicted model, not a curated record. Bases 78 to 389 code for a protein of 103 amino acids.